Rotaria socialis is the source of this 1327-nucleotide messenger RNA. The record is from the annotation of a GenBank genome assembly. NCBI's taxonomy places the organism in Eukaryota, Metazoa, Rotifera, Eurotatoria, Philodinida, Philodinidae.
UGGGAGUAUCUCUAUACUUUUUUUCUGUAUGAAAGCAUUUUAUUUUCUUGCUUUUCUUGCUUACUAUUGAAGUAAGUAACUAGGAUGGGAAUAUAUUCAAAAAAAGUUUUGGAUUUCGUUUUUCUUUUAGAACUCAUUAAAUUAAUUUUAUUACUCCGAUAAUGAACAAAUCUUUUAAGAUCAUCGAAAUAUAAGAUAUAUUUUAUAUAGAAUUAUGAUGAAGGAUUUCCUAUAAUCAAGCGAUACCAAUAAAGAAAUAUUUAUUAACUAUUUUUAAACUUUCUGUCAUAAUCAACAAAUAACAGAGACUCAAUCUCACUCAACUUUAUAUUUUCUUGUAUGGUCAGCAGAUUUAAAUGUAAUUCUUUAAUGCUUCCAAUCCUAAAUUUCUCGUUUUACGAUGCAUAUAGAAUAUAUAUUUUAGUGAGAUUGAAUGUUUAGUCCGAUAUUCUCGUUAAUCGGUAAAUAUACAGUACUAUUGAUCUGAGCCAACAGGUAGAGACUACCUGUUCUGCCAAUCUUCAUACAACCUAGAAACUUAACUCAGCUGAUAGAAUGAUACGCUGUAAUGAUUUAUUGAUGCCAGUCAAUGUUUUUCUUUCUUUCCAACAUCAUAUAAUGACUAGUAGAAGAGACUUUCCCAUAAUUUUUGUUUAAUCUAGAAUCUACAGUUAAUUGAUUCGGUCAAAAAUGUAAUUGAUGUCUACCGAUCACAAUCUGUUCUGCAUAAACUUGAGAUAUUAUUUUUUUUGGGCAAUAUUUUAAUAACUAAAUGAAGUAAAUUUAUUACAAGUGACAAUCGUAGAACAUAUAAGGCCCAUCUUUCCUUCGUAACAAAGAUACAUCCGUAUCUCAUACUUAUGCUAAAGAUAAUCUUGAAAUAUUUGAUAAAUUGAAAAAUGAAACUACUUGAAUUAACGCAAAUUGCUGAACAGAAAGGUUGAACAAACCUUCUAACGGAUCGUAAUCAAUCAUUAUCAGAUCAAAUUUUUCUCUCAACAAACCGAUGCUGUAUUACAACAUCAUAUUCGUUCGAAUGGUGAACUUAAACAACAUCAUAAAGUUCUUCUGUCUACCUUACUUCUUGAGCGACAAUUACAUUCAACAGCAACUAAAGAAUAUAAACGGCUUGUCAGAAAAGUAACCCUAAAAAUCAAAUGUUACUUACGUUAGUACAUAUAAAAAUAACGCAUCUCGACCAUCACUGUCUACUGUUGAUUUUUAUUUGAAUGUUAUUAUUGGUGAAGCAACAUCGAUUGUUGAAAAUGACUGUGUAAAACAAGCUCCAAUAGGAAUUGAAAAUUUAACAAAAGAAAAAAAGCAGUAA